AUGGGAGCCAUGGCUUAUCCCUUACUUUUCUGCCUCCUGCUCGCUCAUCUGGGAUUGGGAACUGUUAGCACCAGCCGCGACCCUCUGGGACGGCUGGAUUCCCCUCGUGAGAGAACCCUGAGGCUGAAGCAGCACGCGCAGCAGCCGACUCGAGCCUUUGCCUCGGACCCCUCGGCUCCCUGGAGCCGCUCCACUGACGGCACCAUCUUGGCGCAGAAACUCGCCGAGGAGGUGCCCAUGGACGUGGCCUCUUACCUCUACACCGGGGACUCCCACCAGCUGAAGCGAGCCAACUGCUCCGGCCGCUACGAGUUGGCGGGCCUGCUGGGGAAGUCGUCAGCCCUAGCCAGCUCCCAUCCCUCCUUGCACGGGGCGCUGGACACGCUGACACACGCCACUAACUUCCUCAACAUGAUGCUGCAGAGCAAUAAGUCGAGGGAGCAGAACUUGCAGGACGACCUGGAGUGGUACCAGGCACUGGUGCGGAGUCUCCUGGAGGGCGAGCCCAGCAUUUCCCGGGCAGCCAUCACCUUCAGCACCGAGUCGCUGUCCGCGCCGGCCCCGCAGGUUUUCCUCCAGGCCACCCGCGAAGAGAGCCGCAUCCUGCUCCAGGACCUGUCCUCCUCGGCACACCACCUGGCCAACGCCACGCUGGAGACCGAGUGGUUCCACGGCCUGCGGCGCAAGUGGAGGACCCACUUACACCGCCGCGGCUCCAAUCAGGGGCCCCGGAGCCUGGGCCAUAGCUGGCGGCGCAGGGACGGGCUUGGCGGGGACAAGAGCCACGUCAAGUGGUCUCCGCCUUAUCUGGAGUGCGAGAACGGGAGUUACAAGCCUGGGUGGCUGGUCACUCUGUCCGCUGCUUUCUACGGGUUGCAGCCUAACCUGGUCCCGGAAUUCAGGGGUGUUAUGAAAGUUGACAUAAAUCUUCAGAAAGUGGACAUUGACCAAUGUUCAAGUGAUGGCUGGUUUUCAGGAACUCACAAAUGUCACCUUAACAAUUCAGAGUGUAUGCCAAUUAAAGGUCUAGGAUUCGUGCUUGGAGCCUAUCAGUGCAUUUGCAAAGCAGGAUUCUAUCAUCCUCAAGACUUCUCAGUGAACAACUUUCAGAGAAGAAAUUAGUUGCCUGAUCAGGAGCUUUCAGGAAGUGCAAAAGAUGUGUCAGAAGAAGCCCAUGUCUGCCUACCCUGCAGGGAGGGCUGCCCUUACUGUGCUGAUGACAGCCCCUGCUUUGUCCAGGAGGAUAAGUAUUUGCGACUUGCUAUCAUCUCCUUCCAAGCCCUGUGUAUGCUGCUCGACUUCGUUAGCAUGCUGGUGGUCUACCACUUUCGCAAAGCAAAGAGCAUCAGGGCAUCAGGCCUUAUCCUGCUGGAAACAAUUCUUUUUGGGUCUCUGCUUCUAUACUUUCCAGUUGUUAUUUUGUACUUUGAGCCAAGCACAUUUCGCUGUAUUCUCCUCAGAUGGGUCCGUCUUCUCGGUUUUGCUACUGUUUAUGGAACUGUCACUCUCAAGCUUCACAGGGUUUUGAAGGUGUUUCUUUCACGAACAGCCCAGCGGAUUCCAUAUAUGACUGGUGGACGGGUCAUGAGGAUGCUUGCAGUAAUGCUUCUGGUAGUAUUCUGGUUUCUUGUUGGCUGGACUUCGUCUGUUUGCCAGAAUUUGGAGAGGCAGAUUUCACUUAUUGGCCAAGGGCAAACAUCUGAUCACCUCAUCUUCAAUAUGUGCCUCAUUGAGCGCUGGGAUUACAUGACAGCAGUCGCUGAAUUUUUAUUCCUCUUGUGGGGUGUUUAUCUCUGCUAUGCAGUGCGGACAGUGCCAUCAGCAUUUCAUGAGCCACGCUAUAUGGCUGUUGCAGUUCACAAUGAGCUCAUUAUCUCUGCUAUAUUCCAUACAAUUAGAUUCGUUCUUGCCUCAAGACUUCAGUCUGACUGGAUGCUAAUGCUAUAUUUUGCACAUACUCAUUUGACUGUGACAGUUACCAUUGGGUUGCUUUUGAUUCCAAAGUUUUCACAUUCAAGCAAUAACCCCCGAGACGACAUUGCUACAGAAGCGUAUGAAGAUGAGCUAGACCUGGGCCGGUCUGGGUCCUACCUGAACAGCAGCAUCAACUCCGCGUGGAGUGAGCACAGCUUAGACCCAGAGGACAUUCGGGAUGAGCUGAAGAAACUCUAUGCCCAGUUGGAAAUAUAUAAAAGGAAGAAGAUGAUUACAAAUAACCCCCACCUCCAGAAAAAGCGGUGCUCCAAGAAGGGCUUAGGCCGUUCAAUCAUGAGGCGUAUAACCGAGAUCCCAGAGACAGUCAGCAGGCAAUGUUCCAAAGAGGACAAGGAAGUCACAGACCACAGCACAGCCAAAAACACUGCCCUGGCCAGGAAGAACCCACAGGAGUCUUCAGGUAACAUUGGGAAGCCCAAAGAGGAGUCCCUGAAAAACCGAGUCUUCUCCCUAAAGAAAUCGCACAGCACUUAUGAUCAUGUGAGGGAGCACAUGGAAGAGUCCAACAGUUUACCAGUGGAAAGCCAAGAAGAGGAAGCUACAGAACAAUCUACGCUGGAGUCUCUGUCAAGUAAAAAACUAACACAAAAACUGAAAGAAAACAGUGAGGCUGAGUCCACAGAGUCUGUGCCUUUGGUGUGUAAGUCAGCAAGCGCUCACAAUCUCAGCUCAGAGAAGAAGCCAGGCCACCCCCGAACAUCCAUGUUGCAAAAGUCUCUCAGUGUCAUAGCAAGUGCCAAGGAGAAGACUCUUGGAUUAGCUGGGAAAACCCAAACAUCAGGCAUGGAAGAUCGUGCUAAAUCCCAGAAACCUCUGCCAAAAGAUAAAGAAACAAACAAAAAAUACUCAAAUUCAGAUAAUGCAGAGACUAAAGAUUCUGCCCCCCAAAACUCCAAUCAUUUGGAGGAGCCAAGAAAACCUCAGAAAUCUGGGAUUAUGAAGCAACAAAGGGUCAACCAGCCCACUGCCAAUUCUGACAUGAGCCCAGGCACCACCCAGAUGAAGAACAACUUUGACAUAGGGGAAGUGUGCCCUUGGGAGAUUUACGACCUGGCCCCUGGUCCCGUGCCUUCAGAAUCAAAAGUUCAAAAACACGUAUCUAUUGCAGCUUCUGAAAUGGAGAAAAACCCAACUUUUUCCUUAAAGGAGAAAUCUCAUCAGAAGCCCAGGGCAGCUGAACUGUAUCAGCAAACCAAUCAGAAGAGCAUAGACAAGGCUGAGUUAUGCCCUUGGGAGAGCCAAGGUCAGCCCGGUUUUGAAGAUGAGAAGCCUUUGAUUUCCAAGACUCAGGUUCCCCCAGGGAGAGCCAAAGAUGAGAAUGGCCGUCAGCAUUUUGCAGCCAACGUGUGUGCUGGACAAUAUGAAGAAAUGCCCCCCAAAGUUGUAGCAUCAAAAAUCGAGAAUGAAAAUCUCAACCCAACAGGAGACCAGGAUAAAAAGACAUCUUCCCCUGAGGAAAAUGCGCCCGGCUCCUAUAACUCAAGUAAUAACUUUCAUCAGCCUUUAACAUCACGAGCUGAGGUGUGCCCGUGGGAGUUUGAGACCCCAGAUCAACCAAAUGCUGAAAGAAGUGUAGCUUUACCUGCCUCUUGCACUCUAAGUGCAAAUAAGAUGGCAGGGCCUCGGAAAUAAGAGGUCUGGGAUACUUUUAAAGUGUAG
Molecule: messenger RNA, 3654 nt
Organism: Odobenus rosmarus divergens (Pacific walrus)
Lineage: Eukaryota; Metazoa; Chordata; Mammalia; Carnivora; Odobenidae
Gene: GPR158
Product: G protein-coupled receptor 158
Exons: 12
Biological process (GO): G protein-coupled receptor signaling pathway
Cellular component (GO): membrane
Molecular function (GO): G protein-coupled receptor activity
Source: RefSeq, a predicted model, not a curated record